UCCCAAUUAGUCUAGAAAUCUUUGUCCUCGAGAAGUGAGAGCGAGGUGUCUCUUACACACUUGCAAGUAUUUCUGCAGACCUUCGCUGGCUCCUAAAUGGACAAACUCAUUAGGCCUAUAAAAUUCGGAGGAAAAAUCGAAUGGGGCAAUGCCAUCGCGACGAUUCUGAGGUACCAACCAGUUCUAAUCAUUUCUUUUACUUAAUUAAGCAUGUCGAGUUUGUUGCAGACACGGUUUGAUUUAUCGGAUAACGAAAAAAAUUUAUAGAAUUCUCUUAAAACAGAUCCAAUUUCUUCUUCUUUUGCGGUUUUUGGUAGCUUAAAUGGCAGUUCUGCUCCAUGAUUGCCCUAAAUUAGCUUGGUUUCUUCUGGUGUACUUUCCCUUUUCUUCCCGAAUAUUAUAACCAGACCUUACAAGUUCAUACACAACAUUCUCUUUGGGAAUCAAACUGUGGCAAUGAAUGUUUGGAUUCUCUUGCAAUCAUUAUUGUCUUUAAAAGGGGACAUGGAGAGGGGACCAAUUGGUUUCAAGUCGCUCUCCUUUUUUGGGUGUUGUCCCAAAUACCUCGGCCUCUGUCCAUGUCUUUUGCCGACAAUCCCUUGGACCAUUGUCUGCUAAAUUUACAAUGCCCAUUCAAAUUUGAAUGAAAAUGACACAACUUUCUCUGACAAUUAAACGGGAGAAGUUUCAAACUCACCACCACUCAGCACUGUUGGUGGAUGAAAAAGUCUGAUCAUCCUUUACCAUUACAACUGUUUGAUAUUUUGCCUCAUCCAAAUUCUUCACCACUAGUUUAAUGAUAAAUCCCAUUAUUGAAUUCAGGGAGGACUGGAGGAGAACUUGUCUACGUAUGAGAAUUGGGAAUCAUCAAAAUAAUUCUUUUGUUUCUCCUUUUUCUUGCUUUGGAAUAAGAGUUUGAAGCCGACGUCUUUUUGUACAUUAGUCGUAAUGUCGUGGAGUACUAACGAGUUUGAAUCGACCUGUUGAUGUCUUGCAUCUACGGUUCAAACUUGUGAUGAAUAAAGUGAAUAUCUUUUUGGAAAGAGAAUCUGUCUUCUUCAUGAAGUAUAUAGGGAGGGGAAAUGAUUAAAAGAGAUGUGGGGUUGAAUGUACUGAUGCAAACACUACAUUAUAUUUGCCUGUAGGGACUCGAAUUUCUGUUCCUUUCCACCUUUUUCUCUUUUUUGAAUUAUUAAAUUCCCUGUUUCUUGCCCAAUCACAAACACAAGAAUUAGAGAGAGAGUACAAUGAGGUUUCCAUAUAUAUAUACACACACACACAUAAAUGUGAACCACUGAGCCCCUGUGGGUAUGUUCCAUAAAGAAGAGAGUUUUCACUAGCUAUUUCCCUUUGUGUACAUAUUAGUAUACUAUCUUUGAACUUGUGCUCUGCACAUAUAUUGAGAUAAAGCUGCAGGAAUGGAGACAUCCCAGCCUCUUUCUAUUGACAGCUUUUCAUAUAGUUGGCUAGUGAAUAUAAAGCCUUCUCUAGAAAGCUCAGGCAACAACUCCUUUAGAACCUCACUCGAUGCUUCCGAUGAAGCCUCCUCCUUCAUCGAGAUGGACCCGAGAAUGACACCCUCCAAGAGAUUUUUUAGGAACUCGCAGGAUUUCAAAUUUGACUUCCCGGUCUCACCGCCUUCUCUUGCUUUCGUACAUGCCGACCAGCUGAUUUCCAAUGGCUGCCUUGUGCCAUUUUUCAUUGAUCCAGUGAAAGUUCAGAGAUAUGAGGAGGCAGAUUUCACUCAAAAUUUUCCACAAUCUUCCCAUAUUGAAACAGACGUCCAUCCAGCCAAUACUUCUGACUGCUCGUCGACAAGAAAGUGUCGGAAACUAUCAAAGAAAGUGUUGCAGAAGUAUUUGAGUUUUUUCAAGCCGUUGUACCAAAGAAUACGAGGUCAUAAAGCAUCAUCAGGUUCCAAACCAGAAAAUGUUGGCAGAAGAUCCAAAUCUAUGAAGAAUUGGGAAUAUUCAUACGAAGCAUCUCCACGAAUAAGUGUAGCUUACUCUGCCGAUGAUUGGCGAAGAUCCUGCGAUUCUGAGAGCUCAAUUUAUGAGGCAGUCCUCCAUUGCAAGAAAUCUAUAGGAAGAUGAGACGAGGAAUUUCAGACAAGGAAUCGGGAGAAAGAAGUGAAAAACAGAGGAUGAUAAAACAAAAGAGCAAUUCAAGACAGACAACUUAAGAAGAGAAAAAUGAGAAAUGAAACGAUAACAUCCACUUGCUCUGUCCCUUUCUUCUACUUUUUCUUGGAUUAAAAUGUACCAUACCAUUUUGUCUGUGAGAAAAGUAGAAGCUGUAUAGAUGAAUUAGCCUUGGAAAAUUCAGGCCUUGGCAGAGAAACAGAAAGGGUCACCUUAAAUUUUGUUUGUCCUUGACUGUUACAUGUAAUAAAAAUCCCUUUCAAACAAUUAAACACCGGUUCCGAUAUGCUCGUGACAUGGCAGGGCCUUAGGUAAAUACUCAAAUGCCAUGUGAAGUUGAUGAAGAUGAAUUGAACUUUUGUUCUUUACUUGGAACUGUGUGGAUAAAUUAAACAACCAAGUAACUCUUUGUUCAUUUUUUUAAUGAAUGUGCUGCAUCAGACUGAUAUGUUGGUAACAUAAGAAUGUCUUCUAGUUUUCAUUUUGCCCUUUCUUGACAGUGAACUGGGUACUUGGUAGCUAUGCAAUGAGGUUAUGAGGAAAUUGUGGUGGGGUCCCCUAAGUUGCUUUAGUUAAGCAAGGAAUCCAUAGCAUGUUGUCCUCUUUUUAAUUUGCACAUGAAAGCACACCAACUUGCUUUUUCA
Messenger RNA from Momordica charantia (bitter melon), 2785 nucleotides. Its product is annotated as putative membrane-associated kinase regulator 6. NCBI's taxonomy places the organism in Eukaryota, Viridiplantae, Streptophyta, Magnoliopsida, Cucurbitales, Cucurbitaceae. The record is from RefSeq and is a predicted model, not a curated record.